Messenger RNA from Parastagonospora nodorum SN15, 618 nucleotides. RefSeq lists its product as hypothetical. Bases 1 to 618 code for a protein of 205 amino acids. The record is from RefSeq and is a predicted model, not a curated record. The transcript is spliced from 5 exons. NCBI's taxonomy places the organism in Eukaryota, Fungi, Ascomycota, Dothideomycetes, Pleosporales, Phaeosphaeriaceae.
AUGGCUUUGCAUGGAUGGCAAGAGGGCUCGUCACUUCGUCCUAAAGGUGGGCGCGCCACGAGGACCGUAGCGGCAGCCAGACAAACUGGCCGCGAGACAGGAAGCCAGCUGGUCCCACUUUCACAGGUCGCGCCUGAGAUCCUCGCAUUCCGCCCGCGCCUAGUCAUCAGGCUACCGGAGGCAUCGGCAUACGCUACAUUGCAGGCGGACCUGGAGUUCUUCUACAACACGCAUGCAGACUUGGACAUGGCCUGGCCUGAUUACCGCUCCCAGAUGAGUGGCAAGGAUUUCCGCACUCAAGUCAUGUCCUUGGUGGACUGUGUACCGGCAAACCGUGAGAAGCAGCUCACUCCUGAUCUCAUUGCGAGCGCAAAGACACACUUUGCGAACAUGAGAAAGGCGGCGAUAGCUGUGCGGCAUGACGUAAUGAAUGUAACUCUCUACCAUACGAGGAACUUUGUAAAGACUGAUGAUCUGUCUCAGCGUUUGAUCAAACCCCCUCAUACAGAUGCAGCUCCCGCCACUUCAACUCGAUUCCCCAGUGGCGCACCCACAGCUUUGGAGCCAACACGCGCAAGCCCUGUCACAAUUGGUGCCUAUGUCGCAGUCAAGAGGUGA